AGGUCUUCCCUUUCGGUCAUCGCUGCUGCUCGCGGUGGUGGCCCUCGUCAUGCUGAUGUUUGUGAUAUGCUUGGAAGGCCGCAGCGCUAAGAUGCAGUGGCCCCGCUUCACCUACUGCGUCAGCAGGCGCGGGGGCCCAGCUCUGGCGACGCCCAGCGGAAGCUGUGCCGCCCGCAAGAUGUACGGGCAGUUCCGUACCAUGAGCCGCAUCAACUGCAAGAACUGCGACAAGUACUUCCACUGCAUGGCCAACUGGCUGGCGACGCGGAGGUGCCGGGGACGGUACAACUGGAAGGUCGCCAUAGUAAUCAGCCACUGCAGAGAGUACUCACAGCCCGGAAACCCAGCUGACAGGCGCGGUGACGAGGCAGCUAACCGAUAUGGCCGGGGCGGCGGGAAUUGCGGAGCACGCUACUUGCGCCGACACAGAUGUGCCUACAACCCAAGAACGGGACAAUGCAAGUGGUGAUCACAGAAGAUACAUGGAUCAGCAGACUGCGCGCACCGUCCCCUUGCAAAGAGCCAAAACUGUCUGGAUCUGUAUGUGCAAAAUAAAAUAAGAAGAGAGGA
Molecule: messenger RNA, 570 nt
Organism: Dermacentor silvarum
Lineage: Eukaryota; Metazoa; Arthropoda; Arachnida; Ixodida; Ixodidae
Product: serum amyloid A-2 protein
Exons: 2
Coding region: 50-469 (139 amino acids)
Cellular component (GO): extracellular region
Source: RefSeq, a predicted model, not a curated record